AGCGGCGGGCGCGGCAGGUGUGGGGACAUGGCCGGGGACAUGCGGGCCCUGCUGUGCCUCUGGCUGGUGGCCCAGGUGGCCCGCGUGGCCGUGUCCUCGCGGGUCCGCACCCGCCGGGAGCUGGGUCCCGGGUUGUACCAGCACGGCGUCUACGACGCGGGCGGCUCCUACUGCCAGCGGGGGGACGUGUGCUGCCACGGCCGCGACGACGGCUGCACCGUGCCCUACCACGACACCCUCUGCUACUGCGACCUCUUCUGCAACCGCACCGUGUCCGACUGCUGCCCCGACUUCUGGGAGUACUGCCUGGGAAUUCCAGCGCCCUUCCCCAAAGCCCCAGGCUGUGCCCGUGCCGGACACAAUUAUCCCACGGGAGCCACGUACCGGGAGAACUGCAACUUGUGCACCUGCGGGCCCGGCGGGCAGUGGCAGUGCGAGGACCACGCCUGCCUGAUGGAUGGGGAGCUCAUCGAUGCCAUCAACAGGGGCAAUUACGGCUGGAGAGCCGCCAACUACAGCCAGUUCUGGGGGAUGACCCUGGAGGACGGGAUCCGGCACCGCCUGGGCACCUUCCGUCCCUCUCCCACCGUCAUGAACAUGAACGAGAUGCACAUGAACAUGGACUCCAACGAGGUGCUGCCGCGUCACUUCGAUGCCGCCGAGAAGUGGCCCGGGAUGAUCCACGAGCCCCUGGACCAGGGAACUGGCCGCUCCCCCCUCGGGCCGUGAGGGGAACUGCAGGGACGGACCGGCUCCUGGGCCUUCUCCACGGCAGCCGUGGCCUCGGACCGCAUCUCCAUCCACUCCAUGGGCCACAUGACCCCCGCGCUGUCCCCGCAAAACCUCCUGUCCUGUGACACCCGCAACCAGCGCGGCUGCAGCGGGGGGCGCCUGGACGGAGCCUGGUGGUACCUGCGCAGGAGGGGCGUGGUGACAGACGAGUGCUACCCGUUCACGAGCCAGCAGAGCCAGCCCGCGGCUCCGCCCUGCAUGAUGCACAGCCGCUCCACGGGCCGGGGCAAGCGACAGGCGACAGCGCGCUGCCCCAACCCCCAGACCCACUCCAACGAGAUCUACCAGUCCACGCCCGCCUACCGCCUCUCCUCCAGCGAGAAGGAGAUCAUGAAGGAGCUGCUGGAGAACGGUCCCGUGCAAGCCAUCCUGGAGGUGCAUGAGGAUUUCUUCAUGUACAAGAGCGGGAUCUAUCGGCACACGCCCGUGGCCGAGGGGAAGGGGCCGAAGCACCAGAGGCACGGGACGCACUCGGUGAAAAUCACUGGGUGGGGAGAGGAGCAGCUGCCCGAUGGCCAGACCCAAAAAUACUGGACGGCGGCCAACUCGUGGGGCACGGCGUGGGGCGAGGGCGGCCGCUUUCGCAUCGCCCGCGGCGUCAACGAGUGCGAGGUGGAGACUUUCGUCGUGGGGGUUUGGGGCCGCGUCAGCAUGGAGGACAUGCCCCACAAGUGAGCCCCGCCAUGUCCCCGAUGUCCCCAGCGCGGCCCCGCCCUGCUCACAGCGUGCUGGGCAGGGGGCUGUCCCCCGUGUCCCCUGGAGGAGGCUGGCGCUGUCCUUUGGAAGGGGCUGGCGCUGUCCCCCGUGUCCCCUGGGGAGGGGGCUGGCGCUGUCCCCCUGUCCCCUGGAGGGGGCUGCGUGUCCCCGCAGUGCUGACACAGCGGCUGGGGGCAGCGGGGCGUGCGAGGGGGUUGCCCCGGGGGCUGCUCCCGUCUCCCAUGGGAUUUACCCGCUAAUCCCCCCUGCCCCGGGGCUCGGCUGGGCUGCGGUGGUGGCGGGGGGCUCUUCAAAGGCAGCUGCACCCCACCAAAUCCCGGCUGGGGCUGUGGGAUUUCUCCUCCCUUUUCUCUCCCAUAUUCCUGCCCCUCCCGUCCUGGCCCCAGCAGCUCCACUCCUCCCAGCAGGGCAGCGCUGGAGUUUGGGGGAAAAAUAACCCAGCAAGGGGAUCCCCUGAGCCCCCAGGGCUGGGUGUCGCCAGGAUGGGGUCCCCACCAUCCCCCCAGCCCGUCCCUAUGGUGCUAUGGCCCUGCCACCCCCCUGGGGGACAGCAGGGACAAGGGAGGGCUCAGCCCCGUGGUGUCCCCGUGUCCUGGGGGGGGCCACGCAGCCAGCACAGCCCGGGACCUCCCCCCUUCCACCCCAAACCAAGGGCUGUACUUUUAAGACAUUUUUUUGUAUUUAUUUUGCUUUUUAUUGUUUGUAAAUAAAGUUAUGGAA
Camarhynchus parvulus is the source of this 2229-nucleotide messenger RNA. It is a transcript of the gene TINAGL1, whose product is annotated as tubulointerstitial nephritis antigen like 1. Gene Ontology annotation, cellular component: lysosome. Lineage: Eukaryota; Metazoa; Chordata; Aves; Passeriformes; Thraupidae. Gene Ontology annotation, biological process: proteolysis. The record is from RefSeq and is a predicted model, not a curated record. Gene Ontology annotation, molecular function: peptidase inhibitor activity; cysteine-type peptidase activity. The transcript is spliced from 12 exons.